UCUUCUGCAAUCAUCUCCAUCUCUAUCUCUGAUUCCUUCUCCAUCGCCUCUCAUCUCCAUCGACUCCUCUGUAUCCUUCGAUUCCACUGCAAUUCAUCUUCUCCGUCGACUGUAACCCCUGCUUUUUUUCACUUCUUCUACAAUCAUCUCCAUCUCUAUCUCCAUCAGUUCCUCCAAUUCCUCCAAUUUUUCAAAUGGACUCUCUCAUACCUAACAAUGGGAACCAAAGAUGAAAUCCCUCUUGCAACUUGACAAUCUCCUUUCUCAAACAGUCUCCUUCCAGUAAAAGAAAAAAAAAACUUUCCUCUUCUCCACCAUCAACACCACACUCAAUCAAGCAAAAAUCCCCCUUUCUUCUCCUCAAAGUCUCCCUCUACUACUCUCAAAAACCAGACGGAGACUCCCAAAUUAAACUCGAAAAUCAACCAAAGACCCCCUCUUUGAUCUGAUUUUUUCCUAUAUAUAUACCCAAAUAAAAAAAUAAAAUAAAAUAAAAACUUCUUCCAUCAAUCACUGAUCUUUGAAGCAAAAAAUAGAGGACAGGAUGAAGAUGAUGCCGAUUUUGUCUGAGUGCAGGAGGCAUAGCAGGGCGCAGCCCCAGGUGCAGCAAGGCGUAGGCUCGGGUGCAGCAUGGCGUAGGCUCGGGUGCAGCAGGGCGCAGGCUCAGGUGCAGCAAGCGAGGGGGCGCAGCAGGGCUUGAUCGCCUUUGAUGGCUGCUGGCUAAAAUGAAAGCUCGGGAGACGAGAGAGAAAAGGCCAAAAGUCAAGGUGAGGAAGAAGACUUUGGCGGGGUAACGGAGAUGAUUGCAGAAGAGGCAAAGGCAAAGGCAAAGGCAAAAGAGGGAAAGGCAAAGAAAAAGGGCUGGGUUUA
Molecule: messenger RNA, 870 nt
Organism: Rubroshorea leprosula
Lineage: Eukaryota; Viridiplantae; Streptophyta; Magnoliopsida; Malvales; Dipterocarpaceae
Source: the annotation of a GenBank genome assembly